CAGCCAAGAAAAGAAACAAGAUGAACGGAAACCGUGUAGUUUGUCAUUGUUCUACCGUAUACAAGAAAUCUAUUUGACAGGUAAUAUUGUGAACACUUGGAGGCUGCUAUCUAUUGAGACAUUGAAAGGACUCAGUUCCCAAAGUAAAGAGAGCUCUCCCUGACUGAAGGAAAUCAACACAGGACUCUGAAACCACAGGUAAAAGAAAUAAAAGUCUGGUGUCAGUGAUGUAUAGGUUGGUGUUACAGAAAUCUGUCACAGUGUCCGGGGUUAGUGGGUGUAGUCACAUAUCCCUUGUGUCAACAGACCGGGUCUGGAUCAGUGAUUAUAAAGGCAAUCUCAUCUUAACUAACACGACAGGAGACAUACUAGAUAGUGUGACGGAUUUACGUCAGUAUGGUGGUGGAGUACAUACUGUGAAUAGUAUUAGUGAAUUAAUUUAUAAAGGCUGUAAUAAGAACAUCAUUAAACUGUCUAAAGAUAAAGUAAAGACCACAGUGAUACCAUACACAUCACCAUGGACUCCACUGUGUGUCUACAGCUCCCCCUCCACUGGAGACCUGCUGGUCGGGAUACGUAAUACUGAUACAUAUAGAGAAGGCCAGGUAAACCGUUACUCAAACACAGGAGAACACAUACAGACCAUACAGCACGACAACACAGGUCAGGGACUGUAUAGUGAACCUAACUACAUCACAGAGAACUGCAAUGGAGAUGUUAUUGUGUCUGACUCUGGCUGUGAUGCUGUAGUGGUGACAGACAGUUCAGGUAAACAUCGUUUCUCCUACACAGGUCCUACAUCAGGAUCAGAACUAUCACCAUGUGGAAUCUGUACUGAUGCGCUGUCACACAUCCUGGUAUGUGAUCCUAACACCGACACAAUACAUAUCAUUGACCAGGACGGUCUCUUUCUGACACAGUUAGAGACAAAACAACACGGGAUAGGCACACCAGUCAGCCUGAGUUAUGAUUGUGAUACACAGCUUCUCUGGGUUGGAUCAUUGUACAACAACAAAGUAAACAUUUACAGACUUAUCAAUGAAGGGGACGGUCUGACUGAUAAAGUUGAGGGAUUAAAGACGUUCUUGAGAAAGGAGAGGACAACUGUUUCCCAUGCCAGAGGAAUACUUGUUGGGUGUGCUGAGGCUGGAAAAACAACGCUACUGAAGAGAUUAAGAGGGCAAAGUCAGAAUGUUGGUGAAGUAACAGACUCCACCAGGGGGCUGGAAGUCCAUCAACAUGUCUUCAUUGUUAAAGAUGGAAUUUUAGAAGUAGCUGAAGACGAUUCACCAUUGAAGACGUUUAUCAGGAUAAAUGUCGCGGACCUGAAGCCAAAAAUUAGCGGUGAAGUUGACAUUUCCAAUCCAAAUGAAAAUAGAGACAAUUCGGAACUGAAAAGUCCCGAUAAAAAGAGAGAGGAAAUCUCUAGCCGAGAAGAAGAGAAAGUUGAGUUGUCUAGCCCACCAACUGAAGUAAAAGAAGAAGUCAAUACAGUAGAGGUAAUGGCCAGUGUUCUCUCCUCAGAAGCACAGAAAAUGGUGAAGGAUGAAAUUUUUCAGAAAAUCUUGUCUGAAAAAGAGAACUUACCAACUGUCAGCAUGCUGGAUUUUGCUGGUCAGUUGGCGUAUUAUGCCUGUCACCAAAUUUACGUAACACCAAAGGCCUUCUUUAUCCUUGUGUUGGACAUGACUAAGAAGUUUGAAGAUGUUGUUGAAAAAGAGAAAGAUAAUCAAGAAGGAUCCAUCUUCUCCGUGUGGACUUACAAAGACUACCUGAAGUUUUGGAUAACCUCAAUCAAGACUUUUGGAGGCACUAAGGCACCCAUGUUCAUUAUUGUUACACACACAGAAAGAACAUCUAAAGAAGUAAGAAUUUGA
Molecule: messenger RNA, 1877 nt
Organism: Saccostrea cuccullata (small rock oyster)
Lineage: Eukaryota; Metazoa; Mollusca; Bivalvia; Ostreida; Ostreidae
Exons: 6
Coding region: 228-1877 (549 amino acids)
Cellular component (GO): extracellular region
Source: RefSeq, a predicted model, not a curated record